GCCUGGGGCGAGGGGGAUGGGCGCGCCCAGCGGGUUGGGUGACAAGGUGCAAGGGCAGAGCCGGCAGAGGCAUCGGGAGUUGGCUGGCGAGCUUGCGGCAGAGGCAGGUGCCAGCUGCGAGUGGGCGGAGGGGCGGGCGCCCGGCCAGGCGGGGGAGGCCCGGCGUCACCUCUGCCUCUAGGAGUCGGGCGCGCAGACGAGCUCGCCCAGAGCAGCCGGGGGCACGGGCGUCCCCGCCGCCCGCAGAAGGAGCCGCGGGAGCAGUCGCAGCAGCCGCCAGGCGACAGCAUCCUCUGGAGAGACGCCCCAGGCCCCGCAGCCGCCUUCCUCCGCCCGGAGGCGAGCGCCGCCGCCCGCUCCCCGCGCUCCCGCUCGCCGUCGCCCCCCGGCCCCGCCGCCCGUCCGCCCGCGGGGAAAAGCAGGCACCCGCGCCCCCGGCCCUUCCCUGCCGCGGGCUCCCGGGCCGGCGGCGCGGGGAGAGAAGGUGCCGGAAGCAGGGGCCCAGAGGCACCAUCCCCGGGUCUCCAGUCCACGCGGAGAAGAGACGCCCGGCAACACCGCGAGCCCCCGCGCCGCCGGUCCCCAAGUUCAGGGGCGACACCCCUCAAGGAGGGGGAGGGGGAGGGGUGCGAUCCCGCGCGGUGAGCACCCCGGCCCCAUCGACCCCGGCCGGCCCUCGGCGCCCAGCGCCCGCCCGGGUCCCCGGAGACGCCCGCGCGCCCCGGCGGGGCCAUGCCCGCGCUGCGCCGGGACCGCCUGCUGACCCUGCUGCUGCUGGGCGCGCUGCUCUCCGCCGACCUCUACUUCCACCUCUGGCCCCAGGUGCGGCGCCAGCUGCGGCCCCGGGAGCACCCGCGGGGCUGCCCGUGCGCCCGCCGCGCCGCCUCGCCGGGCCCGGCCCCCGCCGCCGCCUCCCCGGCCCCCCGCGCGGCCGCGCGCAACUUUUCCCGAGCCGGGCCCGGGCCCGAGCGGCGCGGCGGCCGCGGCUCCAAACUGCAGGCCCUCUACGCCCACCCGCUGUACCGCGUCCCGGAGGAGCCGCCGCUCCUCGGGCCGGAGGACUCGCUCCUGGCCAGCCAGGAGGCGCUGCGGUACUACCGGAGGAAGGUGGCCCGCUGGAACAGGCGGCACAAGAUGUACCAAGAACAGCUCAACCUUACCUCCCUGGACGCGCCACUACAGCUCCAACUUGACGCCAGCUGGAUCCAGUUCCACCUGGGGAUCAGCCGCCACGGGCUGUACCCCCGGUCCAGCCCUGUCGUCCGCCAACUGCUCCAGGACAUGAGACGCUCUCCCACCAUCAGCGCUGAUUACAGUCAGGACGAGAAAGCCCUGCUUGGGGCUUGUGACUGCACCCAGAUUGUGAAACCCAGUGGGGUCCACCUCAAGCUGGUUCUGAGGUUCUCAGACUUCGGGAAGGCCAUGUUCAAACCCAUGAGACAGCAGCGACAUGAAGAGACACCCGCCGACUUCUUCUAUUUCAUCGACUUCCAGAGACACAACGCUGAGAUUGCAGCUUUCCACCUGGACAGGAUUCUGGACUUCCGGCGAGUGCCACCCACAGUGGGGAGGCUAGUCAAUGUCACCAAGGAAAUCCUAGAGGUCACCAAGAAUGAAAUCCUGCAGAGUGUUUUCUUCGUCUCUCCAGCCAGCAACGUGUGCUUCUUUGCCAAGUGCCCAUACAUGUGCAAGACUGAAUACGCCGUCUGCGGUAACCCGCACCUGCUGGAGGGCUCCCUCUCCGCCUUCCUGCCGUCCCUCAACCUGGCCCCCAGGCUGUCUGUGCCCAACCCCUGGAUCCGCUCCUACUCGCUGGCAGGAAAAGAGGAGUGGGAGGUCAAUCCGUUGUACUGCGACACGGUGAAACAGAUCUACCCAUACAACAGCAGCCGCCGUCUCCUCAACAUCAUCGACAUGGCCAUCUUCGACUUCUUGAUAGGGAACAUGGACCGUCACCAUUACGAGAUGUUCACCAAAUUUGGGGAUGACGGGUUCCUUAUUCACCUUGACAACGCCAGAGGGUUUGGACGACACUCCCAGGACGAACUCUCCAUCCUGUCACCGCUGUCCCAGUGUUGCAGGAUAAAAAAGAAAACGCUUUCGCACCUGCAGCUGCUGGCCCAAGGCGACUACAGACUCAGUGACGUGAUGCGGGAGUCUUUGCUAGAAGACGAGCUCAGCCCCGUCCUCACGGAGCCCCACCUGCUGGCCCUGGACCGGAGACUCCAAAUCAUCCUUCAGACAGUGAAGGGGUGUGUGGAGGCCCACGGAGAGCAGAGCGUCAUAGCCAGUGACCCCGCAGGAGAGUCGGCCCCGGACUCUGGCCGGGCUAACCCGACAAGCUAGGGGCCGGGUGAAGCCGCAUGUCAGGGACGACGCCUGCGGCCGGCGGUGGACUCGGGUGCGGACCCCGGCUUCCUCGCGCCCCCGUCGAGGGGGGAGGCGCUGGGUCAGGAAGUCCUGGGGCACCAGGAUGAUUCUACAGGAGCAAGACCCAAAGGAGAGGGAUCCGCCGAACUUCCUCGGUGCACUGCUUCUCUAGGGGACCUCCUUGGCUCCCUCUUUCCCAGAAGGCACUGCUUCAUCAAGGCCACAGACCAGCUCCUGAACCCACCAGGGGAAUCUGGACAGGAGUCGGGCUUGGAAGGCCGGGAAGCCUUGUCCCCGGGAAAAGGGUAGAACAAAUAAAAUAAAAGGACACCAGUGGCACCUA
This is a messenger RNA of Prionailurus viverrinus (fishing cat), 2713 nucleotides long. It is a transcript of the gene FAM20A, whose product is annotated as FAM20A golgi associated secretory pathway pseudokinase. Bases 733 to 2346 code for a protein of 537 amino acids. Gene Ontology annotation, cellular component: Golgi apparatus. The record is from RefSeq and is a predicted model, not a curated record. Gene Ontology annotation, molecular function: protein serine/threonine kinase activator activity. The transcript is spliced from 11 exons. Lineage: Eukaryota; Metazoa; Chordata; Mammalia; Carnivora; Felidae.